GUCCGAUCCAUAGGUUUGAGUUCUAGUUCUGCCUUGGUGUUCAGAGAUUUAUCAGACCGACUGAUCAACUAAAAGCAAAGCAAGGGAUGAUGUUCUCAUAUAAAGCUGAAAAUAAAACGAUUGACUUGUUUUAGGAGUCGAACUUUCGCGUAGCCAGGGUGGAAUUCCCCGUGACUUGGAGUUCUAUCAACGCGCAAAGGCAACUCUUCUUCCACCACAACAUCUACACAACCACUACCUUUCAACGUACGAUGAGUGGAAAGUCGAAAAAGGACAAGAAGCAGCAAGAUGCGAAAAGUAAAUCGAGGGAAGGACAAGACGAAGAUGACUGAGUCGAAGAGAUUCCCCAGGGCGACUUGCGAGUAGAGAAUGGUCAGGCUUGGAUAAUGACACAGCAAAGUAAUCCGGCAGGAAUGAUCACUAUGAGAGAGUGGAACUUCUCCGCUGAGAUAUUACCACAUGUAUUGCCUUCAUCCUUCAAUGCACAAGCGUCACAAUCUGGUCCGGCGAAUCAACAAAGCAUCGAGCCGGCGGGACACAGAUCCAGCAAUACCAGGCACGGGUUCUCAACAAAGUCAGAUGAACAUUGACGCUCCUUCGCUAGAAGACAACGGAGGAAAGAAACCUCAAGGUCAGGGUCAGAAUGGAAAGCAGUCGGGGGCAAACACAAAUGUGGCAGCAAAGCCUCCGGCAACAAAUCAGGAAGCUCAAACAUGUGCCAACUGUCUCAAACCUGGACAUCCCAUCGCUCGGUGUCAAGGUCCAGCAGAUGAACACGGUUUUAUGCCUGGAUGUCCCUCCUGCAACAAGCUGGAUCACAUAUACGAGCAGUGUCCGAAGUAUAACCCUGACGCCCCUAAUGCCGCGAAAAGACUCGCAAAGGUCAUGCUGCGGAGCAGACAGAAUCGAGUGCCGCUGAAGUGUACCAAGCCUCCUGUUGAGCAUAUCAUGCCUGGACCAGGUGAAGAAGUCCACGGCCUCAUGCCAUGGACCAAAGAGUUCGCCAUCGAUGACGCAAGAGCGCAUCCAGAGUAUUGGAAGGGUCUCAAAUACCACCGAUAUCCUAGAUAGGACUGGAUGCUUGCGAAGGACAACAACUGGAUGGAUGAAAAGUCGUUGAGGUAUAGCCAAAACGUUCGUUUCUUAGAGACGGAGUUCCCGUCAAUAGUCAAGGGCUUCCUCUCCGUCCCAAGCGUUCUCGAAGCAGUUCAAACGAGAUCCAGCAGAAUGGCUCAAACA
Amorphotheca resinae ATCC 22711 is the source of this 1239-nucleotide messenger RNA. RefSeq lists its product as hypothetical. The coding region runs from base 460 to 1071 and encodes 203 amino acids. The transcript has a single exon. Lineage: Eukaryota; Fungi; Ascomycota; Leotiomycetes; Helotiales; Amorphothecaceae. The record is from RefSeq and is a predicted model, not a curated record. Gene Ontology annotation, molecular function: nucleic acid binding; zinc ion binding.